GCCGGUGUGCCAGAGGGCAGAGCGUGAGCGCAGCGCCUCUCAGCGCUCGAGACUAGCGCCAUUCAUCAGAGCGGACCGCGGGCACACCUGGCUGGACCGAAGAGAACAGUUUAGCAGCUGAAACAGCUCCAAACAGCACCACAGUUAAUCACUUGAGGAAUGCGGUGCCAUUAGGACGAGAGCAGAGAGCUGAAAGUUCAUACCAACUUUAACUUUUUAAUUUUUUUUCCACUAACUUUACGGACAUAAAAGGGAUCAUGGCAACAGGCGGAUUUAAGUCAAACGCCACAACAGACUUUUUGGAGGAAUGGAAGGCAAAACGGGAGAAAAUGAGAGCCAAAAUGCUGGGGGACAUUGCCGCAGCGACUGGGGCUCCCUUGGCUGCCAGCAACACAAACAGCAGCAACAACAGUAGCCGCCACGCAGCUCCACCGGGCAACGAGCUCAGCAACAACCCGGACAGAACCGCCCCCACUGGGAACUGCCACCCGUCUCCCUGCUCGGUGGCUCGGUCCUCCUCCGGCUCCGCUCUAAAGAGACCCGAGGAGGAAACGCACCACCCAGCCCACCACCUCGCUGCCACCCCCGGUGGCAACCUGAAGAAGGCCCCGCCUCAGCAGAUGGAGAAGCCUCAGUGUGGAUCCCCAGACUCCAGCCCUAUGGCGUGCAAUGACAGUGACAAGGAGAGCCCAUCACCAUCCAGCAAAGUGAAGGAGAAGAGCAGCUCUGGUCCCAGUGCCAGGAAGGGCAAAGGGCAGAUCGAGAAGAGGAAGCUGAGGGAAAAGAGGAGAUCAACAGGUGUUGUCAGCAUACCAUCCAACGAGAGCCUGGACGAGCUGGAUGAUGAUGAGGCAGGGGAGAAGGAGCGGAGAGAGGAGGAGGAGCUGGUUCAAGCCAACACUUUCCAGAAUGAGGCCAUGACAGCUGACCCUGCCACAGGACACAUUCUGGAUACCCCCAGAUCUGGGAGUGGCCGCCACAAGAGCUCUGCAGGGCCAGGAUCUGAGGAAGAGGUGGGAGGGAACAGCAGACAACGACACAACCGUCACAGCAGAGAUGGAGGCGCUGGAGCAACAGGGAGUUUGGAGAAAAGGAUAGAGGAGCUGGAGAAGGAGCUGGCCAGAGAGCGCCAGGAGAACGCCCGGUUGUUGAAGGCCCACCAGGACAAAGACGACCUCAUCGGGAAGCUGAAGGAGGAAAUCGACUUGCUGAACAGAGACCUGGAUGACAUUGAAGACGAGAACGAGCAGCUCAAACAGGAGAACAAGACUCUGCUCAAAGUGGUCGGUCAGCUGACGAGGUAGAAGUGCACCCACCUGGACGCGACACUAACAAAACACAGAUGAACGGAGCAUCUCUUUCCUGUCCAUUGUCCUGACCUCCUGCCCUGGGUUGUCACCUUUUAUCUGUUUGAUUCUGUCUGUUUCUGUCAUUUUCUCAGUCUUUAAUACAUCCCCAGAGGAGGAUUUACUCCGUUUGUUGUGAGAGCUGAGCAAACUAGGGGCUUCUGUUUUCACUCUCAUGUGGACUCAGUCAUCAUAUCCAUAUUUAAUGUAAAUGUAUUGUACAUAAGCCAGCAAGAUUGUUAAUUUUUAGAUUUUUUUGAUAAGGUCUUUAAAAGCAAAAGUUAAAUGAAUGUAUGUGCAGCACAAACGAGCACACAAAGCCUUUUAAACUUGUUUAGAGGUUUGAAAAAUAUUUUUCUUUCACGUUAAACCCUUCUAGGUAAAUUAAAGAAAAGAAAAAUCCAGUGUUGCGGUGUUAGAGUUAUGUCUGAGAGCAGUUUAUUAAGUGGCGAAGCUUCUGUCGAGGAACACUUGGACCAAAUUAAAGUAGUUAUUUUACAUUACCAGCAGCCAAAGUGUGCAAUACAUGUGCAAUUUUAUGUGUCCAAAAAAAAGAGAAAGCCUGGUGCUUUAUCACAAAAGUAAUGCUUGGUUUAUUUUCUCCCUUAUUUCUUGGUACAUUUGCAACUCAUAAGGGCGUCUACAAACCUGGAUGGAGAAAAUUAUUUUCAAAAUAUUUCUGAUUUUUUCACCAUGCUUAAUGCAUUUCAGUGCUAACAUCUGAGUUUAACACUUGUCCUUGAUGAAAUGUUUCAGGGUGAAACCCUCGCCUAGUAUAUCCAGAUCCUAUUUUAAAAGCAUUUUUCUUCCUGUAAUUUGUUUACAAGUUAUCUCUUUGUGAUAUUUGAUGGAUGUUUUAGCUGCUCUUUUUAUGGCAUCUAAGAUGUGUGGAGUGAGCUACAGUGCAUUUUUUUGUAUGAUAACCAAAAUGAACUGAAGGAACAUAAUGUUUAAAAUGCAUCUCUCUUUGUUUACUUAAGGGAACAGGCUUAGCUGGUUAAUUUCUGUUUUUAUCUCACUGAUGAGUUGCGCACUGAGCUCCUCCUCUCUGCCGAUUAAUCUGUAGGUUUUAGACAGUAGAUAAUUCUGCUUCCUCAUACAUGCUCACAUUUUGGGGUAAAGAUCAUCCACUCGCUGGCAGACACCACAAACCCAUCUCUGUUUCCAUUACAUUAUGCAUGUACAGAAGAUUAAGACAUUUAAUAAAAGUUUGAUUAUCUCUCUCCUCA
Messenger RNA from Cheilinus undulatus (humphead wrasse), 2575 nucleotides. RefSeq names its product PRKC, apoptosis, WT1, regulator (gene pawr). Gene Ontology annotation, biological process: positive regulation of apoptotic process; apoptotic process. NCBI's taxonomy places the organism in Eukaryota, Metazoa, Chordata, Actinopteri, Labriformes, Labridae. Gene Ontology annotation, cellular component: cytoplasm. The transcript has 7 exons. The coding region runs from base 258 to 1304 and encodes 348 amino acids. The record is from RefSeq and is a predicted model, not a curated record.